CGUAAAGGUUCCGGAUGACACAAGGAAACUCAACUCCAACGCGUUUUUUUGGACCCAUGUUACAUUAUCGCUCACUUCUAUCGGGAAGUGCACAACAUGACGGUGACUGUGAGCGAGUACAUUGUUAAAAACUAUUAAUAAUGUGUCCGGUCCGGUGUAGCUGCAUUUUAUCUGCCGUACGUCCAUGAUGUUGUAUCUAUAGGUCAUUCGGAGUUAUUAGGUAAUAUAUAUAGAGAACAUGGCUGCGCCCACAGGACCGAGAGGAGCCUCUAGCCCGCCCGGGUUUGAAGGCUUCCCGUUCCCACUAGCAACCAAAACACCGGAGGACAGCGCCGGUAAAGAGCAGGAGCAGACCGGUGUGAAGAAGAAGCCAUGCAGGGCUUGUACCGACUUUAAAUCAUGGAUGAAAGUCCAGAAGACACCCAAAACAACUGCUGUACAGGAGACCGUAGCUGCAGUGUCAGAGCCACAACAAGAGCCAGAGUGCCCACUGGACCGGGGAGAGCUGGGGCGUAACACCUGGUCCUUCCUGCACACCAUGGCAGCGUAUUACCCCGAUCAACCAUCGUCGACCCAGCAGCAAGAGAUGGGGCAGUUCAUCAACCUUUUCUCCAAGUUCUUCCCCUGUGAGGAAUGUGCUGAAGACCUCAGGGGCAGAUUAAAAACCAAUCAGCCAGACACCAGGAAUCGCCACGCUCUCUCUCAGUGGUUCUGUAAUAUCCACAAUGACAUCAACAUCCGGCUGGGAAAGCCUGAGUUCGACUGCUCCCGUGUCGAUGAGAGGUGGAAAGACGGAUGGAAAGAUGGCUCCUGUGAUUGAGCAAAAAGAAAUGCAAGGACUGAGAGGAGAAAUCCUUCCUGUGCAAAACCUUGAGUGGUAGCACAAAAAUAUGGACUCCUAUCUCUAAUGUUGAGAAACUUUACGUGUUGAUGGAUAGGCCAUGUGGUUAUAAAAUGUUUGCUUUGUGGUCAGUUAAUAUAACUGAUCAGGUAAUACAAGUGAAUGAGAUAUUACAAAUCCCUUUCUGUUUCUCCGGUUAAAACAAUUAAUCAUAGUGAAACCAAAUUUCCCUGGAAUGUACAUCCAAUUUUGUGUAAUGGAGAACAUAUUUUUGCCCCUGAUUUGUCUGUUAAAGCAGUAAGUAAUUUACAAAGGGAUUUAGCUAUUACAAUGUUUUAUGUGCUAAGCUUAAAUUUGUCAGAGAAAUAUAUAUAUUUUACUUAAUGAAGUUGUUUGGAUUGAUUUUUCACUGCAUAAUUCUAAGUUUGUUUACAUGUGUUGUGUUAUACGUUCAAAACAUGUUAAUUAUUUGCGUUAUUUAGUGCUGCAAUGAGUACAAAUUGACAUUUAAGGGAGCAGCGUGUGAGACGUAGCAGCAUCUAGUGGUGUGGUUGCACAUUGCAACUCACUGAAUAUCGGAGGAAAAUUAUGGCAAACAAGUGAAUCAAUUCUUUGUCGCCUAUUUACAUAACCUAGCGUUAGUACAAUCACAUUCUCUUAGCACUUUGUCGUUGUCUUUUCCUAAAUCAUUAUCAAUCCUCCUACACGUCUUUCCAUCGAGGCUAAGGAAAAGUAGUUUAAGGAAGUGUCAUUGUCAUGGUUCGUACUAUUUGACUGCAAACCUGCUAACUAUGUAGAUAUGAAGGGCUCCUUGUAAGUUUAUUAAAACACAAUGAUUCAUGAUUUCAGGUGAUCAUACACUACGGAAAACAUAGUUAUUAAUAUAAAAUUCCAUUCCUGCAAACAAAUUCCCUUAAAUCUUACACACUGUGAGUCUUAUAAGUACAAAUGCAUAUAUUUUGUUGAAUAAAGCUUCUCAAAACUGA
Eleginops maclovinus (Patagonian blennie) is the source of this 1827-nucleotide messenger RNA. RefSeq names its product growth factor, augmenter of liver regeneration (ERV1 homolog, S. cerevisiae) (gene gfer). Bases 239 to 820 code for a protein of 193 amino acids. The record is from RefSeq and is a predicted model, not a curated record. Gene Ontology annotation, biological process: liver development. Gene Ontology annotation, molecular function: flavin-dependent sulfhydryl oxidase activity; flavin adenine dinucleotide binding. Gene Ontology annotation, cellular component: mitochondrion. The transcript is spliced from 3 exons. NCBI's taxonomy places the organism in Eukaryota, Metazoa, Chordata, Actinopteri, Perciformes, Eleginopidae.